AUGGUGAUGGUUCAACACCACAAUACAUAUCAUGAGGUUGAGUCGUUUGUGCAAAUGAGGCGAAAAAUCGAGGAGGUUAACUUGUUUGUCACCAUCUCUGAGCAUAUCAAUGCGCUGACAACAGGGAAAACAAGACCGCCAUUUGCGCAUGUUACUGAUCAAACCCUGAUCCGAAACGAAGAUAACGAUGAGACUGAAUCAAAUGAAGGGUUGGAGGAAGAAUGGCUAGAAUUUGCGAUGUCGGAAAUCCCUUUGACAUGUCCACACCAGAAAAAACGACGUUGGGGAGAUGUCAACAAGCAAAGGUGCAUAUGGGAGAAAUGGGGAAGUAGCCGAGCUGUGCGCCGUCGCUUGUUCGAGGAAUCAGAGGUCCCCAACAUCAAAGACGCUGAAAUGGAGGAACAUGUUGAAGCAGAACCUGAGCCAAUAGAAGCACCUACAUUGACAUGGACAUCCAAUUUGUCCCCCCAAAGUAGCCUCUGCACGUGGACGCGUUUUCAAGACUCUUUACAUGACCUCCUUAAUGACGAAAGCUCUGAACCUGUGCUAUUCACACGGGAUGCACCAACAGUUAUGGAGAGCGUCGAAGCUGAUGGUCUCGAUGCAGCUUUAGAAGUUGUACCUUAUGAAGGAGACAAUCUUUUUGUUGGCCAAGUGUUCAAGUCCAAUAGCGACUGCAAAAUCAAAAUCGCUAUUCAUGCCAUAAAUCGGAAGUUUCACUUUAAGACAAAGCGCUCAACCCCAAAUUUUAUGGUCCUGAUAUGUGUUGCUAUCGACUGUCCAUGGCGCGUCUACGCAGCAAAAGUCGAUGGCAGCAGAAACUUCCAGAUAAGGCAAGCAACCCUUAUGCACAGUUGCUCCGUUGAUGCACGGCGGAACUACCACAAGUUGGCAACGACACAAGUUAUUGGCGAGCUAAUACAAUCUCGUUUCAUUGGAAUCAAAAGAGGUCCAACACCUGCAACAAUAAGAAAAAUUAUGCUCGACGACUUCAAUGUUACUGUCUCCUACUGGAAAUCUUGGCGCUCCCGUGAAAUUGCUAUGGAAAGUGUCUUAGGAUCGAUGGCGGGAAGCUACGCACUCAUGCCAGCAUACAUGGGGCUGCUACAAACCACUAACCCCGGUUCCAUUUGUGUACUGGAGAAGACUGAGACUGGGGAAGGAUGUAUGAUGUUUCAGUAUGCAUUCAUAGCCUUUGGCGCAUCCAUUAAAGGCUAUAGGUACAUGAGAAAAUUAAUUAUCAUCGAUGGAACAAGUUUGAAAGGGAAGUGUGGGGGAUGGUUAAUGUCUGCUUCUUGCCAAGAUGGGAAUUUUCAAAAUUUCCCACUUGCUUUCGCGGUGGUUGAUAGCGAGAAUGAUGCAUCGUGGGAGUGGUUCUUAACUCAGUUGAAGUCAUUUGUUGUGGAGUCAGACCAGUUGGUGUUCGUCUCUGACCGCCAUAGAAGCAUCUAUAACGUAAUUGGGAAGGUGUACCCGUCAGCAGAACAUACCGCUUGCACCGUACAUUUGUGGAGGAACAUUAAGGGGAGGUUCAAAUCACAAAGACUAGCAUCCCUCAUGGGAGCUGCAGCGAGAGCAUAUACUGUGGAAGGAUUCAAUAAGAUGUUCAUUGCUAUUCAACGCGUCAGCCCUGGAUGUUUUGAUCACUGGAGCCGUGCGCAUUUUCAAGGGGACCGUUACAAUAUAAUGGAUUCUAAUAUUGCGGAGUCAUGGAAUGCAGUAUUGAAAGAAGUGAGAGAGUUCCCCCUCAUCUCCAUGUGUGAGUACAUACGUACAACACUUGUGAGUUGUGAAACUGAGUUUCAAGUGAUGUCCCAAAACAGAGAGUGUUUCCUGGUCAACCUCUUAGCGGGAACACGUUCAUGCAAUGCGUUCGAUCAUCUACGUAUUCCAUGUCGUCAUGCCGUGGCUGCUGCUGGGCGAGCCAAUAUCCCAACUGAAUCUUUGGUGGCAGCUGCGUAUUAUGCGGAGACAUGUCAUAGUACUUACGAAGCGAAGAUUUACCCCAUUCCAUCUGUAGGAGGAAACGAACUUGGAGGAGAAUUUGAGGGGGAUCUACUACCGCCGGCGUUUAAGAGACCACCAGGCAGGCCCCGCAAGGUCCGCAUCUUGUCGAGAGGCGAAGAUAAGCAUGGUGGAAUGAAGGGAUGUAGGAAAUGCACUAAGUGCAGGGGUGAAGGACACAACAAGACCACCUGCCGUAGUGCCACAUAA
Molecule: messenger RNA, 2214 nt
Organism: Brassica napus (rape)
Lineage: Eukaryota; Viridiplantae; Streptophyta; Magnoliopsida; Brassicales; Brassicaceae
Exons: 7
Coding region: 1-2214 (737 amino acids)
Molecular function (GO): zinc ion binding
Source: RefSeq, a predicted model, not a curated record